This is a messenger RNA of Wasmannia auropunctata (little fire ant), 5621 nucleotides long. RefSeq lists its product as uncharacterized. The record is from RefSeq and is a predicted model, not a curated record. Bases 216 to 4412 code for a protein of 1398 amino acids. NCBI's taxonomy places the organism in Eukaryota, Metazoa, Arthropoda, Insecta, Hymenoptera, Formicidae. The transcript is spliced from 11 exons.
CCGACCGCGGAUCGACGGUCGGCGCUUGACUUGACCGUCAUGGCGUCGUCGCGACUAUUGGUGUGAUCUCGUGCUCGCAACAACACAGGGAUUUGCAUAUCGUGGUGUGCCUCCACUUGGAAUCCGGAAUUCCCGACGUGUCGCGAUGCCGUUCGCCCGAACGUCGCCGAGGAUCGCACGGGUGUGAAUGACAACGAGCGCGGAGCAAAGGCAAAAUGUCGUACAGGACUAGAAAGCGAAAAGAGGUCGAGGAGCGAAAAACAAACGAUGGGGAGCAGGACAAUUUUUUCACCGACGAAAUGAGGGAGGAAAUGGAAACGAUGUGGGAGAUACCACAAAUUUUCCAUUUCCUCUAUUUAACGAAGGAAUCUCUUAACAUACCCCAGUUAUCCUUAUACGAAAUGGAAAGAAUGUUGUUGAUUCCGAGGGCCUCUAAACAACUGGCAAAUAUCAUGACGUGUUUGCUGAGUUCCCCGACCACCAAAGCAAAGCUACGCAAGGUACCACCGAUGCCAUAUGAAUUUUGGACCAACAUUCUCGCGUAUAAGAUGACGAGCUGGUUUAAAGUUUAUCGCGCGAAGCAUAAAGACACAACCAAAGUUCUAGAAACCAUUGGCGUUGAACCGGAAUUCUGGAACGUCUUUCCCGAAAGUUCGAUGCUCGAUGGCAAAGACUUUGAAGAUCUUAGCUUCAAACAACGGGUCUGGUUGCUGAAAACCGUCUGUGAUACAAUUAUGCAUACUAGAAAAACGGUUCAGGAGGAUAUGAUGAACCAACGAUGGGAGGAACAGUUUGAAACGGUUUUAGGAACCGAUCGUAACGGGACGAAAUAUAUUUACUUUCCUCAAUUUAUGUCGAACGAUUUCAGAAUCUACAGGCAUUCCCUGGACAAUAAGAUCUUAUCGUCUGUCAAGCCUGUCGGACAAGAGCGAGAGUUGGAAAGGAAUAAAUUCAUUAGAUACAGGAAGAGAAAAUUGCAAACACGCAACAAUUUGUCCGAUCGCAGAUCGAACAGUCAUGAGAAUAGAAACGACGACAAGGAUCUCAGUAAUAAUGAUAGCGCCACGGGUUCGUUUAUCAGUGAGGAUACGAAUUUGAGUAGUACCAGCACGUGCAGCAACAAUAACAACAACAACAUAAGCCUGGACGCCAUAAGCAGGAAGCGUCGCAGGAGUUUGUCGAAAAUGUCCGAGGAAAGUUCGCUGUCGAACGCGAGAUCCAGCGGCUACGACACCCACACCUCCAGCGACAACAAGUCUGUCGACGACGAGUCGUCGCGGAUGUUCAAGGGUUUCUCCAAUACUCAGAAUGACAAUUGCAAUAUAGAGAUAAUUAAUGAAAUGUUAGAUGAUUUGAAAACGGAAAUCAACGAGGAGAAGAGAGCGAGCGAGUGCGAAAACAAUAGCGAAUUAGUGUCGCAGGAGAACUUUGUAGAAUUGUACAAAAAUACCGCAGUAUCCCAUAGUGAAGCGUUAGUUAACGAAAAAGAUGAACUCGAGAGAUCGAGCGAUAACUUAUCCAAUAGUUCAAAGACGGACGACGAAAAGCUGAAUGAGAUAAUUAAUGCCGAGAGUACCAAGUUACCUGAUGACGUAUAUUCCAAAAGUAUUUCCGCCAGUGAUAAUGUAAGUGAUAUCUCAAUGUUGACAUCCAAAUCGGAUGACGAGAAACUCAGUGAAACGAUAACUAGUGAUAGUAACGUUAGCGCGAGUGAGAACAGUUUAAAUAGAAAAAGAACUUUUAAUGACUUUUACGCAUCUUCCUCUGUCAAUAAUACGUCAUUAAGUGACGAAGUGGCUAGGCUGGGUCUUGAUGAAACGCCAUCGGUGAUGGAAGAGAAAUUGAAUAACUCGAUUGAAAAAGGAGAUAAUCUGGAAAAAGGGAUAAAACUGCGAUCUCGAGAUGUAGUGAAGCAGUCUAAUGAAGAACACCCAACUGAGACGAGAGAUGAGGUGAAAGAGGAACAAGCGUCAGAAGACGAUGAAAUGAAUGAGACAGAUGAAGAAAAUUUCUCCGCAAGUGAAACGCGACAGACAAGCGUGGAAUAUGAUUUGGACGAUUACGUGAACAGUACCGACGCCGGUUACAAUUUGCGAAGCUCUGAGAAUCAGACAGAAUGCAAGCAACGUUUCGACAAGAUGUUGUCCGAUCUCAGCGUUUCCGACUUUUACCUUGUGGCCGACAGUGUGGAAGAGUUAAGGAACCUUAUUGCCAGUUUUUCAGAGAGCGAUUCGGAAAGCAAUAAUUCCAAUAACGCGGAAAUUAUUCCUUUGUGUGAAGUAAAGUUGGUAAAGAAGUUGACUGAAUUAUUAAGUUCUGUGGAACCAACAGAGACGUUUCUGAAGGAUACACUGCGAAGAGCAAGGGCAAAACUUCAAAGGGAAUGGUCUAAUUUUAAAGAAGGCAGUGUGGAGGAUCAGGACUCAUCCGGUGAGAGUGGUCUCAGCUCUAAUUGGUGGGUUCUUGGAUCACAGGGCAGGGAUCCACUCUCAAUCCCCGGAGACGCAACGUUACAAACGUUACCGCAAUCUGCCCUAUCCUCACUUGGCACCCAAAAUACGCAAAAACAGUCGCGACAAGUCGAGAACGAGCACGAAAGCACGGCCAAAGAUUCUAAGCAGAAUGACCACCACGAGAGCGGGGAGGCGAGUGACGAGCAGCAAAACGGCGGAAGCGACAAGAAACGGUCGGACGAUAAAACGUCACCGGGAGGUGACCACCAGGUCGUGGAGGAAGGAGACAAACGGGAAGACAAGCGAUCCAAGGAAAACGAGAUCGCGUCAAACGACGAAGAUGCCGAGGAGCAAACGCAAUACAGUAGACGAGUACUACGAGCGCGCGGCGUCUCUUCGUACACCGAACAGUCUUAUUCAGACGACGAGAUCGACGAGGACGAGCUGGAGGAAUGGACCGAUGUUGAGGCAGUGUAUGCGGCUCCCGGCACACAGGCCAAUACAUCCGCUUCUCACGUUGGUUCAAAAGAGCGAAACGCUGACCACUGGUCGGACGAGGAGGACUCAGACCAAGAUUGGAUUCUACCGAGCUCUCGCAAAAGGAAAAAUAAACGUUCGUCUACCAAUCGAAGAUUAAAAUCAUUCGAACAUAAGCUGCAGAAUAUCACGGAAAAUACGUCUCAGAGUAAUGCGGCGUCCGAUGUUUCUCAUUCUGCCAAUGCGAAAGUUGUCAAAGAUAAGCUGAAGGAUAAACUUAAGGACAACAGGAUCAAAGAACCUGAAAAUGCGGCUGACUCGCGAAUCUCUGGUAACGCCGUUGCGGCGAGCAACAAAAAUCCUAGGAGAGCAGUGCCUUCCACGGACGCGGUUUGCAAGCUCGAAUCUAUCAAGAGUGUACACUCGGAGCUUGACAUCAAGGAUGAGAGUCCGAUGUACGAGUCCCACCCGACGAGCCAGCCGUACGAGCAGAGCAACUACGCACCCGCGAAUCAGUCGCAACAGUAUUAUUACAUGAUGCCGCAGAACACUGGAAUCGUGCCCCAGGGGACGAUCAUCCAGGGCGUCGUGCCGCAAGCUCCGCACACGGGCUACUACGUGCAGCAGCCCUACAUGAUGCAGACUACGCAGGGCAAAUAUAUAUCCGUCGCUCCGCAACAACAGCAGCAACCUGUUGUUUAUCAGCAGCAAGGUCAUCCGCAGAUGAUGGCCCAGCCGUACGUCAACAAUGCGAAUUACGUGUCCUACGUGGCGGUUGCGACGCAGCCUCAAGAGUACAUAAUUGCACCUGGGCCAAUGACGGCAGCUCAGCCGAACCCGCAGAAUCCGGUUCAGUAUAUUCCCAGGGCGCAAAACAGGCAGAGUAACAACAGACACUUGGCGCCGCGACCAAAUCCGCAGCAUCCUAACGGGCUGGCGACAAGAAGCAACAGCACCACGCCUGUCAGAGGUCAGAGGCCUACCGCAAACUCGAGAAACGCGAGAGGCGACGCUGCUCCGCCGAGGCAAAGGCGGAGAACGUCACAGCCAUCCAGCGCGGAGAAUAGCGGCCAGAAGGUCACGUCCCUGAUCGUACUCAGCGACAGCGACGACGAGAUAGAGAUGAUUAUCAUGGAGAAGAAUCCCGCGGAGAAAGCAGCUUCAACCAACAGAGCCAAGUCGUCGGAGUCUCAGAUCGCUCAGUCCAGGCAGAAACCUACGAUCACCUCGGACAUCAUCGUACCCUCGACGAAGGGCAUUCUCUCGCCGCAAAUCAUUCAGCGAAUGAGCCAGGGCGGCAUAUCUAUCACGCCGGUGAAGAACAAUCCGCCGCCGGCGAACCCCAACACACAGCUGGUGGUGGUCGUGAACGACACCGGAAGUCACUACGCCUUGGCGCUGCCCAACGGCAGCAAGCUCAUACUUACUCCGGAGCAGGUGGCGCAGAUCAGGGCCUCGAACGGAGGGAAACUGAUUUUGUAAUCGUGUAAUACCGACCAUUAUUACCCGGGUUACCCAAAUCGCGCGUGUCCUCGUUCCGUUUCCUAAUUUUUCGCCAUCGACAACGUAUAAAUGUGAUACGCGCGAGCCGACAAAUUUUAUCCACACUGUCGAUUUUAGUCAUUAGGUUAGACUGCAAAGACAAAAGUUUAUUGACACAAUUACACGAUCUAAUCAUACGAUCGCGAAUGUUUGAAAGAGAAUUAAUUUAAAGAUUAGACGAUAUCUUCCGUUACACAUAUUAUGUACAAAGAAUACUUAAAAAAAAUAUUUUUUAAUUCUAACCGUGUUUUCGCAAUGUAUAGUUUAUACUUAAGUGUAGUAUAAUAAGAAAUAGAAAUGAAGCCGGAGAGGGACAAAACUUCUAUUAAAACUUUUUCGUAUCUCUUUCAUAUUAUUGAAAGAAAUCGUAUAUUGGGCCGUAUUGAUAAAAUUUUCGCAAAUAAAGCCAUGUGUUUAAUAUAUAACAUUUAAUAAUAUAUAAUUGCAAAAUAGUGCAAAACAUUGCAUUGUUGUAUUUGUAAAAAAUGCAAAAAAUGCUUUUUAAUUCUCUUUAAUAAAGAGCAUUGCGAAUCGUAAUUGCUUCAUAUACAUGAUGGAUGCACAUGAAAUGAAAUUCGAAUUAAACACUCAUAUCUUUAAUUUUGUACAAUGAACAGAGCUGAAACAAUAUUCUAUCUAGCGGACAUCAAUAUCUAGAAUUUUAUGAAAGUUUCAUGAAUUUCCUAGAAAAGAGGUAUUGAGUCGACUAUAAGUAAAUAGAGAACUGAUUUUUGCAUGAUAACAAAAGCUGCUGCAAAAUAAAUUACUAAAUUAGUAAUUUUGCACAAAUUGAAAAAUUAUAAUUUUUUGCGUUUUUAUGUUUCUAAAUUCUAAUAUUAUGUUAAUAUGUUUGAUAAUUAAAAAAAAGGCAAUUAAACUUUUAUUGAGAUAUCUCAGUUUUCAUGAUUGUCCUUUAUAAAUUGUGCUAAUACAUAUUAAGUAUUAAUACAUAUUUAGUAUUAAUACUGUAAUUAAGUGCCGCGACACGAAUGCAUUCAAUUUACAUGGGAAAACAUGUUCUUGAAUGUCAUCGGAAUGAAUGUGCGUCGAUUCAUAUAAAUCUAUGUGAACGCAUUGGCACGGCACAAUAUCGAAUAAUGUACAUUUCUCAUGUAUUGAUUACAGAUAACAAUAUAUAAAAAAACAAUA